UAUCCAGACAGACUGAGUGAGCAGCGCGCGGACACUUAUACAGUGGAAGUGUUUAGUGUGUGUGUAGGCGGAUUGGGCCGCAGCCGCUCCUCAUGGUCCUGCAGAGAGGCUGAUGGAGGUGGAGGAAGAGGAGGAGGAGGACCGGCUCUGAUCAUCACACACCGACACGGAGAGCAGCAUGGCGGAGUCCGGGCCCUUCACAUCCCUGCCCCGGGUCCGGAGAGCCGCGGCCUCAAUUCCUGGAAAUCUGCACCUGGUUCUGGUUCUGAGACCCAAAUCUCAGUCUCAAGGCACUGGCACAGACCUGGGCUUCCGCUUCUGUCAGGAAGACUUCACUAUUAAGAUGCCUGUGAUCAUGCUGAGUUCAGUCACUGAUCUUCUGCGUUAUAUUGAUGAGAACCAUUUAAGUGCUGAUUUUAGUGGAACUCUUGAGUGCUGCUCCACAGACUGGAUCGUUCUGAGGACGGCCAUUGAGAGCUUUGCGGUGAUGGUGAAGGAUGUGGCUCAGCUGCUGCAGGUGUUUGGAACUGAACUGGCUGAGACAGAACUUCCUGAGGAACCGAAUGCCAUCGAGUACCUUCUACACUCUCACACUGACAAAUACAGACAGAUGAAGGAUGAUAUUCGCUCAGUGAUAAAGGAGGGACGUCAAAUCCUGUCGAAUCUGGAGGGAGUUAAAAGGACAGAGGACAGAGACAUCGCUCAGGACAGAGACACGGUACAGAGGCUCCUGACUCAGCUGCGGGACAUGGAGAUGGCGUUUGAUGGUUUUUUUGAGAAACACCACCUGAAAAUGCAGCAGUAUCUGCAGCUGCUCCGUUAUGAGCUGAGCUUUCAUGAGAUGGAGGAGAAACUCGAGGCUCUGGUUAGUCGGGAGAAAGCGAUUCCUGCUGCAGGAGUGACAGCAGCACAGACACAACAACUCAUCACUGACCUCCACACACUCGACUCUAUCGCUGAGGAGGAGAUGGGUCAUGCUCAGAUCAUUAUUCUUCAUGGUCAUCAGUUAGCGGCGAGUCAUCACUACGCUCUGGCUCUCAUCGUGCAGCGCUGUAACGAGCUCCGUCACCACUGUGACACACUGACCACUGCUCUGCGCAUCAAACACACCUCACUCACACACACACACACUCUACAGCUGCACCUCGAACAGGUGGUGGGUUGGUGUGAUGAGAGUGUGUAUCUGUUGGCCGGUCAGCUGGUGGAUAAGUUCCAGUCUAAAGAAGGAGCUCAGGAAGCUCUGAAUGACAUCGAGAGACUGCUGGAGACCAAACCAACCCUCAGCUUCACUACUGACAAGCACACACCUGAGAUACAGGCCCAGGUGAGAGCAGUGAUGGAGAAGUUCUCUUCAGUGCAGGUGAUGCUGGAGAACAGACAGGCAUGUUUGCGAAAGAUUACCUGUGUUCAGGUGAGACCUAUCCAACCCGUCUCCCCGAGACCCGAGAGUCCGACCCGCCUCCGCUCCCCGCUGUUCUCCCCCAAACACAGUUUUGAUGUGAACUCCAGUGUGAAGUUCUCCUUUGAUCUCUCUCUCCCGGGAAAAAAACACACCCGCAAGAACAACUGCAACAAGAAGAUUGAGGUGAUGCAUGAGGAGAAUCGUGGUGGUGUGAGUCAAGAAGCAGAGGGAGGAGAGAACGCUGAACUUCAUCAACGUCAUGUGAUGAAGGAACUGAUUGACACAGAGAAGGUUUAUGAAGAGGAGCUGCUCAGUGUUUUGCUGGGUUACAGAGCUGAGAUGGAUAACCCUUCUCUCUCUCACAUCCUGCCAUCAGAGCUGAAAGAUAAGAAGGAGGUUUUAUUUGGAAAUCUGCCAGAAAUCUACAAAUUUCACAGCAGGAUGUUUGUUCAGGAUCUGGAGAGCUGCAGGGAGACUCCAGUGAGAGUGGGAGCAAGAUUUCUAGAGCGAAAGGAGAAUUUCCAGGUGUAUGAGCGUUACUGUCAGAAUAAACCUCGCUCAGAGGCCAUGUGGAAGCAGUGUGCAGACUCUCCAUUUUUCCAGGAGUGUAAGAGAAAACUGAAGCACAAACUGGAUCUGGAUUCAUAUUUACUGAAACCUGUUCAGCGUCUUACCAAAUAUCAGCUUUUGCUGAAGGAGCUGUUGAAGCACAGUACACAAUCAGAGUAUGCAUGUGAACUACAGGGGGCGCUAAAUGCCAUGCUGGACCUCCUUAAAUCUGUUAAUGACUCCAUGCACCAGAUUGCAAUCACUGGAUACGAGGGGGACCUGUGUGACCUGGGCCGGGUGUUAAUGCAGGGUUCAUUCAGUGUGUGGAUGAGCAGGAAGUCGUCUCGUGUGAAGGACAUGGCACGGUUUAAACCCAUGCAGAGACACCUGUUCCUCCAUGAGAGGGCGCUGCUGUUCUGUAAAAAACGGGAGGAGAAUGGAGACGGAGCCGAACGCACUGCAUCAUACAGUUUUAAACACUGUCUCAGGAUGAGUGCUGUGGGUAUUACAGAGAACAUUAAAGGAGAUGUGAAGAAGUUUGAGCUGUGGUACAGCGGGAGAGAGGAAGUGUAUGUAGUGCAGGCUCCAACAGCUGAGGUGAAGUCGGCGUGGCUCAGUGAGAUCAGAAAAAUCCUUACAAGGCAUCAGAAAACUGAUGAAGGUCAUGGUGCUGCAGAUUGUCUCUCCUCUCCUCUGGUGAACAGUUCAGAGAGGGCGUCGGUCUGCAUGUCCUGGAGCCCCGCCCCCAUCAUAAGCUGCUCAGGUUGUUUUGAUGUCGUCCCUCACAGUAAAGGGGCACCGAUGCACUCAGAUGAGUCGGGGAGCUCCAGUCCUGUUCUGACAGACCCUGUGAUGUUCUCACCUCGACCCCAGAACCGUAACCGCCGCAGCUGGCCAGGAACCUCAAACUCUGUGGAUAUUUGUGAGACUUUAGAGGACUGGACCACCGACCUGUCCUUCAUCUCCGACUCAGAUGAAGAAGACGACAUCCUGCUGGUUCCUGGGAAAUACCGAGCUCUGGUGGAUCACCGUAAUUGUGGUAAAGAUGAUGUCAUCAUAAAACACGGUGAUGUCAUCCACCUACUGCAGGGAAACACAGCGGGGAUGUGGCACGUCAAAAACCUGACUCGUGAAGGGGAGGGGAAACUACCCGCUAAUGCCCUGCACAGAAUUCUGGGAAAUGUUGACAGAAGUCAUGUGAUCAGACCUGGAGGGGAGUUUACAGCUCGGGAAAUAUAAGCAGUGUGGUGAACACGGCGUGAUGAGAUUCUCCAUUAUUAAGGAAACAUUUACAUUAUUUUCCAGCAUGAACACACACACACACACACACACACACACACACACACACACUCACACACACACACACACACACACACACACUCACACACACACACACUUUCAAAGCACAGCCGUCUCUGUACCAUCAUCACAGUGUGUCACAGUGGAGAGUUCUGCACACAGGACUGUCAUCAGAGUUUCAUUCUUAAGGCAGCAGGAGAGAAAGAAAUCAAGAAUCUCCUCAGAAGGCGUCAGUGUGAAGAGCCGUGUGCUGAAGCUGCCUCGAGUGUGUGUAUGGACUGAUUUCAUCUAAUGAUCAAUAAUCAGACUUUCUACAUUCCACACUAGGGCUGGACGAUAUGACCCAAAUAUCAUAUCACGAUCCUGAAGGACAUUCUACAAUAAACAGUGCGUUUUAAAAGAUAUUUAAUUCCAAUUUAAUUAAAUGAAUCUAAACUUUAUACAAUUUAAAAUAAAAAAUCAACAACAUCUAUUCUAUACCAUUAAAAAAACAAUAUAAUCGAUACAUCGCCAUGGCAACACUGUGUCAGGAAAGAGUAUUGUGAUAUUGAUACGAUGGCUGUAUCGGCCAGCUCUGCUCCACACAUGUGCUCCUGUCUGCUCUUAGCCUCUUUACACAUGAUUUACCUCCAGGAAGUAAGUGUGUGUGUGUGUGUGUGUGUGUGUGUGUGUGUGUGUGUGUGUGUGUGUGUGUCUCUACAGUAUGGAGCAUAAUGAAGUGUGUGUUGGUAAACACUCGCCUGUUUUAAAAUCGACUUUGUGCCAAACUGUGACAUCACAACAUCUGUUUCUUAUCCGGUUUUAUACUUUGGUAGUGUUUUCAUAGCAUCAUGGAUUUAUUACUUAUUUAUUACUGCUUUACUGAUCACACACACACACACACACACACACACACACACACACAUGCAUAUAUAAAGUAUUGUUAAUAAACAUUACAGAGCCUUUAGUCUUCUCCACCGGCGCUGUGUGUGUGUGUGUGUGUGUGUGUGUGUGUGUGUUGGACAUGCUGCUGAUGCUGUUGCUGGAGAUGUUUGAAGUAGUAGUGUGUUGAGGAGAAGGUGGAGUGUGUGAUGUGACUCUCAGGUCAUGUGUAAGCACAAAAUGUACAGUGCUAUCAGAAGUGUUUUCCCUCAGUGCCGUGUGGAAAUGUGUGGAAAUGUGUGGAAAUGUGUGGAAAUGUUCUCUGUGUAUAUCACUGUACCAAAAUUCAGGCUUUUUUUGUUUUACUGUUUAGAAAAUUCAGGAACACAUCCAGAUGUUUACAGUGUGUUCUGUAGGUGUGAUUCUUCCCUCUGUAGCUGAUGCUUCAUGAACACAGCGCUUUAGAUCUGAAUGAACUACUGUUUCAUCAA
Molecule: messenger RNA, 4602 nt
Organism: Silurus meridionalis
Lineage: Eukaryota; Metazoa; Chordata; Actinopteri; Siluriformes; Siluridae
Gene: mcf2b
Product: proto-oncogene DBL
Exons: 27
Coding region: 179-3190 (1003 amino acids)
Biological process (GO): dendrite development; intracellular signal transduction
Cellular component (GO): cytoplasm
Molecular function (GO): guanyl-nucleotide exchange factor activity; protein binding
Source: RefSeq, a predicted model, not a curated record